UCCGGGUUGUCGCGGCCCUCAGCCACAACCCGGAAGUGGAUGUUGGGUGGGGAGGAGUCUCAGCGGACUCUGAGCUUUGGAGCCAUCGGCCGGGACCAGAGCUAGCCAUUUCUGGUGAGGCCUGCGUCGCUCUCUUCGGCGUCGUUCCCACCUCUGUGUCCGGGGCGUGAAGACUCGGGCCCGGCCCAGCCUGGCGCCCGGAGAGGCCGCGGGCUCCCCGGGCCCCGGUGGGGCCGUAGCCGACGCCUGAAGGCCCGAGUGUCCGGCCUCUGGGGCACUGAACUAGUUGAAUGAACGAGAAUCAUUGCAAGAGUCAGCCUUGUGAGAUGGUACAGCCCAACGGGGGUCCAUCAGGAGAUUACGGGACCCUUGGUGAAGGGUCUUCCCUGGGGAAAUCAGCCAUGCUGCAUCUCCCUUCCAACCAAGUCUCUCCAGAGGCCCUCCAGCGCUGCUUGGAGGAGAACCAAGAGCUCAGAGAUGCCUUACGACAGAGCAACCACAUGCUUCGGCAGCGUUAUCAAGAAUUCCUGAACUUUCAAGCCAACCAGAAGGAGGAGAAGGAGUUCCUCAUGCAAAAAUUUCAGGAGGCCAGGAAGCUGGUGGAGAAGUUAAACAUGGAGAAGCUGGAACUGAAGAGACAGAAGGAGAAGGCACUGCAAGAAAGCGAGGAGGGUCAGAUUCCGGGCGAGACGGAAAAAGAGGCUUUGAGGACCCUGAAAGAGCAGCUAGAGGAACGUUUGCGACAAUUUCAGGAGACCAAUGAAAGCCUCCAGAAAGAGAAAGAAGUUCUUCUCCUAGAGAACCAGGAACUAAGGAAGCAAGCGGCCCGGGGGCCGGCUGGGGAGAGCCAGCCGAGGACCAAGGACAGCGAAAUCCAACCGCAAGGACUGCCGGAGACAGAAUCUUUGCAGGGGGCAAGUGGCAGGAGUGGUGAUUCAAGUGAAUCGCUGAAGAAGAAGAUGCAGGAUGUUGAGAACGAGAACACGGCGCUGAAGCAGGAGCUGGUGUCCCUGCAGGGCAAGAUGGCCCAAAUGGCAGUGAGGGAAAAAGAUGUGGAGAGGAGGGCUGAGCAGCAGUUACAGGCCCUGAAGAGGCAGGUGGAGCAACUGACAGAAGACAAAGGCUCUGUGAAAGCCCAGGUGACCUCCCUGCUUGGAGAGCUGCAGGAGAGCCAGAGCCGCUUGGAGAUCUCCAAUAAGGACAAACAAGUCCUAGAGGACAGAGCCCGGACAGCCAGUGAGAGAGUCAAGCAUCUGGAGAGUGAGAACGAACAGCUGCACAAACAGCACAGUGUGCAGGUGGAGCAGCUACGCAUGCAGACCCAGAACGUGGAGGCUGCCCUGCGGAUGGAGCGGCAGGCCGCAUCUGAGGAGAAGCGGAAGUUGGCUCAGUUACAGGUGGCCUACCGCCAGCUCUUUCAGGAGUAUGACAACCACAUCAAGAACAGCCAGGCGAGCAGUGAGCGCAGUAGGGGAAUGGAUCUUCAGUUGGAAGACCUUAACCAGCAGUUGCAACAGGCAGAAGAGGCCCUGGUAGCCAAACAAGAAUUGAUCGACAAACUCAAGGAGGAGGCCGAACAGCACAAGACGGUGAUGGAGACCAUUCCUGUCCUGAAGGCACAGGCCGAUAUCUACAAGGCUGACUUCCAGGCAGAGAGGCAGGCCCGGGAAAAACUGGCCGAGCGGAAAGAACUUCUGCAGGAUCAGCUGCAGCAACUCCAGAGGGAGUAUAACAAACUGAGGGUUGACUCGAAAGAAAAUACCCGGGCUGUGAACACAACUUUCUGCUUUCAAAGUAUUGAAGAUAUGAGAAAACGGCACGUGGAGAACCCCCAGCCAGCCUUGCCCCAGCCGGUUCAUCUUAUCAACCAUCACCUCUCCUUUCAUCCCAUACCACCUGGCCAGAGGAGAAGUCUCCCAGAUGAGCAACCAGAUUUUUGUUGUCCGAAGUGUCAGUACCAGGCCCCAGAUAUCGACACCCUGCAGAUACACGUCAUGGAGUGUAUUGAGUGACUCCUGUUCCACCUGCCCUGCCAUACCCCAUGCUUGCUUUCACUUGCCCAGCCCUUCUUGAUACAACAUUAGUGAUCUCCACUUGAUUGUAAGCUUAAGAGAGGAGGUGGAACGGCCAUCCUUCAUCUAGUUUGCUCUUUGCCUGACCUGGCUUGCUGUACCUCAUGUUGGGUCGAGACCUUUCUGGAGCAGGAGCAUCAUAGGCUUGAAGAUCUAGAAUUGGAAGCCAUCCAAUUUAUCCCUUCCCCCCUUUUUCAGAGGAAAAACUGAAGUUGAAUUAUACAAGUAAUGGCCAUCAGAGAGAGCAUUUGAAUCUAGGUCCUUUGACUGGAGCCUGCACCGCCAUCCGAUUUUGUCACCUGUUGGAACAGAGGAAGCUGGAGCAGGGUUGUAGAUGCUACUGCCGGCCCCUCGUUUGGUGUUCUUGCCUUAGUCUGGGAGGGCCCCCUGACCCUAGCUCAUGGGGAGAGAAUUCCCAGUAUUAUAUACCCUAGUUACCAUCUCUAUGGUGCUUUUAAGGUUUGACCCAGGGUCACGUGCUCGCUCUCAUUGGAGCCCUUCAGUACUCUUGAGGCUUGGGUGUUUUUUUUUUUUUUUUUCCCCAUUUUACACACACGGGAACACUGACGUUCAGAAGUAAAGAGGCUUAUCCUCACAUUUGGCCCCAGAUCUUGCUGACUUUAGGUCUCCUGGUAGAGAUCAAUCGGUUACGCUUUAGUCCAUGCUUGGGAAACCUAUGCAGUCAAUACCAAAGAUUUCCAUCUGGGGUUCUAGCACUUUUGGCCCACAUGAGCACAUUGAGCUUUCUUGCUGCAUUCACUUUUAGAACGUGCCUCUUGUCUUGAUUUUGAUGCUUGAACUUUGUACCGAGUGUACUGGGAACAUUAGAUUGUACUAGAUUGUACACUAGAGUGUACUAGGAACAUGAGAUUAUUUUUUUUUUUUUUUUUUCACUUUUUCUGUAGUUUAUUAUUCAAUUAGAUUAGAGAACUGUGAGCU
Molecule: messenger RNA, 3011 nt
Organism: Sarcophilus harrisii (Tasmanian devil)
Lineage: Eukaryota; Metazoa; Chordata; Mammalia; Dasyuromorphia; Dasyuridae
Gene: IKBKG
Product: inhibitor of nuclear factor kappa B kinase regulatory subunit gamma
Exons: 14
Coding region: 291-2012 (573 amino acids)
Biological process (GO): positive regulation of canonical NF-kappaB signal transduction
Cellular component (GO): nucleus; cytoplasm; IkappaB kinase complex
Molecular function (GO): K63-linked polyubiquitin modification-dependent protein binding
Source: RefSeq, a predicted model, not a curated record